UAACCUCAGUUCGACGUCAACACCACGGUUGUGCUCAUCCACAAUCCGCUGCGACUAACCUUCCCACAGCGGUACAAUGCACCACAUGAUGAAUCAUGCACCUCAACAAACUAGCAUGGUGCAUAUCCCAUGCAUUUGUCUCCUGUCUAGCUACUUGGCGAACGCCACAGCCUGUGUCCCGGAGGGUGUCGCGCCACCAAGAUCCUUCGACGCAAGGCCAGCCAAUGCAAGAAUCGUCAAAUGUAUUGCGUGCGAGUCAUGGCGGAGACACCAAUGUUAA
Colletotrichum destructivum is the source of this 280-nucleotide messenger RNA. RefSeq lists its product as uncharacterized. The transcript has a single exon. The coding region runs from base 77 to 280 and encodes 67 amino acids. Lineage: Eukaryota; Fungi; Ascomycota; Sordariomycetes; Glomerellales; Glomerellaceae. The record is from RefSeq and is a predicted model, not a curated record.